Messenger RNA from Entamoeba histolytica HM-1:IMSS, 549 nucleotides. RefSeq lists its product as uncharacterized. Bases 1 to 549 code for a protein of 182 amino acids. Lineage: Eukaryota; Evosea; Mastigamoebida; Endamoebidae. The record is from RefSeq and is a predicted model, not a curated record. The transcript has 2 exons.
AUGAAAUUAGGAUAUAAUGAAAUAAUGAUUGUCUCGAAGUAUUUUGAAGAUAUUAAAGAUUUUAUUAAUUUAGAAAUUGGAAUUAAAAGAUUUCAAGGAAAUAUGGAACAAUUUCAUUUUAAUCCAAUUCCAUUGAAUCAAUAUUCAAGAAAAUUGUUUCCUAAUAUUGAAACAUUUCAUAUUUAUAAAAAAGAAAAUGAAAUAUUUGAAGAUGGAAGAAUAAUUAAAUAUAGAAAAAAAGAAAUGAAUGAAUAUAAAAAUAUUGAAUAUACACGAAAAUAUAGAAAUAUAUUUGGAAAUACAAUACAAAAAGAAGUUAAUUCACUUGGAAUUAAUUGUUUUUAUGAAUGUAAUGAUAUUCAAGAAAGUGAAAUACCAACAAGUGUAAGUAAAAUAGAAAAUGGAUGUUUUUGUGAAUGUUCAUCAUUAAAAACAAUUAAUAUACCAUCAUCAAUUACAUCAUUUGGAGUUGGAUGUUUUUAUCAUUGUGGAUGUGAAGAAGAAUUAAAGAAGAAUAAAACAAUACCAAAAAAUUGCUUUUAUAUAUAA